GAGGUGGUGGGAGCUGAAUGGGGUGUGGGCUCAUUUCUAUUCGUCCACAGGCACCUCUGCAAUCUUCUUUUCUUGUUUUUAAUUUCCCCUCUGGAUAUAACUCGAAGAAGUAGUGUCCGUCAAGUUUGCUGCCACCUGGGCUUAACCCAGCUGAGUCAACUUUGGAGGAUACCCUUGCUGCAACCCUCUGGAUGUGCUCCUAGAAGGAGAAGAAGCUAAAGCAAUCUGGCAUCAUUGCUAUAGUCUGAGGAAAAACAUUUCUUUUGACUUUGGAGAGAGCUACCAGGAGGAUCUGUGUGAUGUCUUAAUCUCCCCCACUGGCCCUGCUGAGCAUGGGGUAAUGGUAUUUCACCAUGGUGGUCACCCAGUUACAACUGGAACUGUGCUUUCAUGGCAAGAAGCUGAGAGGUUUCACCUGCAAGUUGACCAGGUCAGCCAGUGGAUUUCUCCCAGAGACUUCAUUCUCCAUUGCCUCCCAGAUUUUCGUGCCGUUCCUUCUGGCUGGUUUGGGCAUGGUAGCUGCUGGCCUCUUGAUGGAUGUUGUUCAACACUGGGAAGUGUUUCGGACAAUUACAGAAGUUUUUAUCCUGGUUCCUGCCCUGGUUGGCCUGAAGGGUAAUCUUGAGAUGACGCUGGCAUCCAGGCUCUCUACUGCUGCUAACACUGGACAGAUGGAUGAUGCCCAGAAGCAAUGGAAAAUGGCUACCUGCAAUUUAGCCCUUAUCCAGGUCCAGGCCACCGUGGUGGGACUCUUGGCUGCUGUUGCUGCUGUGAUCCUGGGAGCCAUCUCCAAGGGCUCUGUGGAGCUGAGCCAGGCUGCCGUGCUGUGUGCCAGCAGCGUCACCACAGCCUUCAUAGCUGCACUGUCUCUUGGUCUGGUGAUGAUUGGUGUGAUCAUCGGAGCAAGGAAAGUUGGGAUCAAUCCAGACAAUGUCGCCACACCCAUAGCAGCAAGCCUUGGAGACUUGAUAACCCUUUCCCUGCUGGCGGGAAUCAGCAGUACACUCUUCAAAUACAUAGAUAUGAAAUACCUUUCUCCUCUGAUCUGUGCUGUCUUCAUUGUCAUGAUCCCUCUCUGGGUUGCUAUUGCCAAGCAAAGUCCUUCCCUUGCUGAAGUCCUGAAAUCUGGAUGGCAGCCGGUCAUUGUUGCAAUGAGCAUCAGCAGCAUUGGUGGGCUCAUCUUGGACAAAACUGUAACUGACCCAAACUUUGAAGGCAUGGCAGUUUUCACACCUGUGAUUAAUGGUGUUGGGGGGAAUCUGGUCGCCAUCCAGGCCAGCCGUAUAUCCACAUUCCUUCACUUCUGGAGCAUGCCUGGAGUUUUGCCAUACAAGAUGAGGCAGAACUGGCCCAACCCAUGCACCACAUUCUUCUCAUCAGAGGUGAAUUCCAAGUCAGCCCGAGUCCUGUUCCUCCUGGUUAUCCCAGGGCACCUCGUGUUCCUCUACACCAUCCACCUGCUGCAGGGAGGCCACACGUCUCUGUCCUUCACCUUUGUGAUGCUCUAUCUGAGUGCUGCUUUGCUGCAGGUGGGAAUCCUGCUCUACGUGGCUGACCUAAUUGUGCGCCUGAUGUGGAGGAAGGCGCUGGAUCCAGAUAAUUUCUCCAUCCCCUACCUCACUGCCCUGGGGGAUCUCCUGGGCACCGGAUUCCUGGCCAUCUGUUUCCGCCUGGUUUGGCUCGUCCAUGGCACGGACAUGAACCUGGGGAACUGA
This is a messenger RNA of Eurypyga helias (sunbittern), 1715 nucleotides long. RefSeq names its product solute carrier family 41, member 3 (gene SLC41A3). Gene Ontology annotation, biological process: monoatomic cation transport. NCBI's taxonomy places the organism in Eukaryota, Metazoa, Chordata, Aves, Eurypygiformes, Eurypygidae. Gene Ontology annotation, molecular function: monoatomic cation transmembrane transporter activity. Gene Ontology annotation, cellular component: plasma membrane. The transcript has 10 exons. The coding region runs from base 354 to 1715 and encodes 453 amino acids. The record is from RefSeq and is a predicted model, not a curated record.